UGUGUAUUUUGAGCUUUAAUCAGAGCUGGUUACACCUUGCUGUCAAGUUUGUUUUCACUUUUUUUUACGAAAAGUUCUGCCGGCUUUCCGUAGAAUUCUGACUUAACUUAAGCCUUGUAGAAUCGUUAUCUAUUAGAACAAGAUGUCUUUCGUAGCACGCUCGCUGAUUCGCAAUGUGCCGCUGAUGGGCAAGGCCAUCCUGAGUCAGCAGAAACAGAUUGCCGCCCGCCUCCUGCAUCAAACCGCUCCCCUUGCUGCAGUCCGCGUCCAGCAUCCCGCUCCCGACUUCAAGGGUCUGGCUGUGGUGGACAACAGCUUCCAGGAGGUGAAGCUGGAAGACUACAGGGGCAAGUACCUUGUGCUCUUCUUCUACCCACUGGACUUCACAUUCGUUUGCCCCACUGAAAUCGUUGCAUUUAGCGAGAGGAUCAAGGAGUUCCAUGACAUCAAUACCGAGGUUCUGGGCGUUUCUGUGGACUCCCACUUCAGCCAUCUCACCUGGUGCAAUGUCGACCGCAAGAACGGCGGAGUGGGCCAGCUGAAGUACCCGCUCCUCUCCGAUUUGACCAAGAAGAUCUCUGCCGACUACGAUGUGUUGCUGGACAAGGAGGGCAUCUCGCUGCGCGGCACCUUCAUCAUCGACCCCAACGGCAUCCUGCGCCAGUACUCCAUCAAUGACCUGCCCGUGGGCCGAUCCGUCGACGAGGUUCUGCGCCUGAUCAAAGCCUUCCAGUUCGUCGAGCAGCACGGAGAAGUCUGCCCGGCCAACUGGAAUCCUAAGUCGAAUCCGGCUACCAUUAAGCCCGAUGUAGAGGAGUCCAAGAAGUACUUCAGCAAGCACGGCUAGAGGAUCAUCUGAUUAUUUCUUAUACACCCACAACAUUCACUACACCAAAAGACUCGCAGAAUAAAGAGGAUAAAGAUUGGAAUUUCCUGUAUAACAAUUUAAAAACAAAAAACUGUUCGCGAUAAUUUAGCAGAAGUCUAUCAAGGAAAUUAUGCCUAAUAAAUCUAUCUUAUUUUUGUAUUUUA
Drosophila simulans is the source of this 1032-nucleotide messenger RNA. RefSeq names its product peroxiredoxin-2. Gene Ontology annotation, biological process: response to oxidative stress; cellular response to stress; cell redox homeostasis. The record is from RefSeq and is a predicted model, not a curated record. The transcript has 4 exons. Gene Ontology annotation, cellular component: cytosol; mitochondrion. Gene Ontology annotation, molecular function: thioredoxin peroxidase activity. Bases 143 to 847 code for a protein of 234 amino acids. Lineage: Eukaryota; Metazoa; Arthropoda; Insecta; Diptera; Drosophilidae.